GCAAAAGAAACUGCGAGCGUGAAGUACCUCGAGGAAUGAAAGCCAAGAAGAWGCACACAAGCAAAACUGCAUGUUUAGUCCUCAUGAAUUAAUUUCAUUGCGAGAAAUGUUCCCUAAAAGAUAAAGUCUGAUUAUUGACGUCAUAAAGUGUYAUAGGAAUGCCCUUUGGGUACCCUGUGUAGUGGUCAGUGGACUAUCGUGCAUCUAAUUAUGCCACUAGCUGCAUUCAAAAUAUAACAUCAUAAAGAACUAUCAAGAAAAGGGGCUAAAAUCAUGGAUGUAAAUUUUGUUCUGGUCUUUUUAUCGUUAUUUGGACUAUCAAUUUAUGUGCAAGGAAGGGAAUUUCGUGCAAACUCUGUCAUUAAGGACAGCUUUGAGCUGCCAAAGAAAGAUAAACACACUGUCGYYCUGACGCGAAGGCAGUUUCUUGAUCGACUUCAAUACAGUACACGAAGAAAAAAUACUUUUAGAAAAGAAAGAAUUCGACGAGAUAGCAGUGGUUGCCRAAAUCCAACUGAUCUUAAAGGCAGGGAUAUCAAUAAAUAUGAGUAUAAGUUCCCAGCCAAUGACAAUCAUCUUUCGUUUUCAAUGACAUGGGUUGGUGAUAAAUUCGAGACUAUUUUACUCCUGGCCACAACAGAAUUCUUUAUUUUUUCAAUACAACGGUCAGCUCUGUACAGGAGUACUGAUUGUGGUGUAACCUUCAAGGAAAUCAAUACAGAUAUUUUUGGUGGUCACAUCAGAAAGGAUUUUGGUAUUCAAAGAAGUCCAAUUGAUCCUAAAUGGGUAAUUCUGGUGUCGUUCAGUAUGCCAAUACUGUCAAGACCAUCAACACUGUACAUAUCUCAGGAUGGAGCCAURAAGUGGAAGARGGUUUCUCUUCCAUUUAGAGUGAGUGGCAGUAUYGAGUUUCAUCCACGGAAUAAGAACUGGUUGAUAGCUAAGGGAUCAUCGAUACAGCAAGGGGCAUAUUUGUCGACUGAUUUUGGAUUUACCUGGAAGAAACUCAGGCCAUAUGUCACAAGUGUAAAAUGGGGGGUAAGGCAGGAUCUGAGGGUCGAGAAGGACGAACAAACAAUAUUUAUUACUACGGCUCCAGUUGAACGUGGUUUUGUCAAUAUCUAUGACUUACAACUAUGGAGAACAAGAAAUCUUGGCAAAGACUUUAAAUUAAUUAGUCGACAUGUUUACUCAUUUGGUGUCCAAGGGCCUUUCCUGUUUUUUACAGUGGACUACAACAAGAACAACAGAACAAGGAUUAUGCAUGUGUCCAAGGAUGGCGGAGACACACAAGAUAUUGCAGGCGUUCCUGCUAUUUUACCAGAGCAGUUCUACUCCAUUUUGGACAUGUCAGAAGGAAUGGUGUUUUUGCAUGUUGAUGAGGAACGAGAUACUGGUAAAGGCRUACUAUACACAUCUGAUGCCGAUGGGAUUGUUUAUGAUAAAUCACUGGAUAACCAUGUGUACACAAACUUUGACUCUGUAACAGAUUUCUAUAAAGUAGAAUCAAUGAAUGGCACAUAUAUUACAAGCAAAAUGAACAGUGACAGAUCUAUCACAUCAGUCAUAACAUUUGACAGAGGAGGGGAGUGGAAUCUGAUCAAGAUAACAGACAAGACUCUUUGUCCAUCUGGUAAGGUGUGUGCAUUGCACAUCCAYAACAAGUUCAGUCUAAGUCGAGGUGUCAAUGUGGCGAUGCCUCCUAUCAGYGACAGCAGUGCRGUGGGUAUUAUUGUAGCCCAUGCUAACCUUGGAGCAGGAUUACUGAAGAAAAACAUUGGUAUAUGGUUAUCACGGGAUGGCGGCUACACUUCCAGCUGGAAUGAAUGGUGCUCAUCAUUAUGCCAUUGCUGACCAUGGAAACCUGUUACUAGCUGUACCUAAUAAACAAGAUGUGAAGACUUUGUUGUACUCAGUUGAUGAGGGUGCCUGUUGGUUCGAGUACAACUUUCCUAAUGCUAAUGAGAAAUUCCAGUUGACCGGCCUGGUUACAUCUCCUGGUGCCAGAUCAAUGAAAGCAAAUCUAUGGGGCUACACUACACGCCCUCUAACUGGUCGACAAUGGGUGGUCUAUACUCUGAACUUUAGGAACUUACUCAGUAGAUCUUGUGCGUAUAAUGCUAAUGAUGAUAAUUCAGACUACACUAAAUGGGUUCCUCAUGGCAAUGGGAAAAACAAUGGUUGUCUUCUUGGUAAAAAGGUUACAUUUUUAAGACCAAAACCAGAAGCACUUUGUUUUAAUGGAGAAGACUAUGUUCCACAGUCAACAAUUGAGUACUGUCCAUGUACUAAUGCUGAUCUUGAAUGUGAUUAUGGCUACACUCGUGAAGUUGGUUCUGACAUCUGCAAACCUGACAAGAGUAAAGUACCUCAUCUUUGUUUACAUGGUGACCAAGUCAACCAAGUCAAACCUGAACUCAAAGGUUAUCGUCUUGUUCCAGGGGAUAUGUGUGACAAACAUAACACUAAAGUUGAGAAAUACAUUGAUACACACAUCAAGAAUAACUCCAAGUCUACAGUAGCUGUGGCCAUUAUUAUCCCUAUAGUACUUGUAGCCCUUGGAAUAGCACUUUACUUUGCCAAGAAAUUUUGGGAUGUGCACAAAAGUAAACCUGCCUACCAAUACACAUCACUCUCUCAAGACCCUGCAGGCUUACAUGGUAACACAUCAGACAAUGACAUAUUUGAUGAUCCAACACCCAAUGGUCACCUCAGCAAUGAUGAGGGGGGGCUGUUGUUUUUAAGGGGGGUACCCAAACAAAAACCAUGUUAGAGGAGGGGGCAUGCAAAAUUAGUAUCCUAUAUUACUUGUAUAUUCAAUACAACAUAAGGUCAAGGGAGGCCAUACUUCUUUUUUUUCAAGAAAGUUUUUAAAACCAACAGCCCUCCCUCUCCCAAUUAAAAAUGAACGGUCCCUAAAUGCCAUAAUUGAACACCACAAAAUAAAGAGUCGACACAAGGAAUUGGAUUUGAUUUGAUUGAAUUUUUUCUCAUCAGGAAUUAUAACUCAGUGAGGUUAAUAUAGUUAUUUAUAGGUCUCGAUAAAAUUGGUUCCCUGUGUUUGAUAUCAGAUCUAAGUAGCUUCUGAAUAAUGGCUCUUAAAGUCAAGAAUACAAUUUGCAUUUCAAUGGUAAAGUAUACUUUUUAAUAUUUAAAACUAAUUUACAUGUGACAAGUGUGUAGUUUUUUAUGUAUAGUUUUGUGUAAGGUAUUUAAGAAUGGUUGUAUAUUUUUAGUUCAUUAUAAAAGACUUUUGACGCGGAGUCAUUAUAUAGUAGAAAGAGUGCUUGAAUGUUCAUUUUGUAGACCCUGUGCAUGGAUUUCAUAGUAACAACAAUAAACCAAGUUAGGA
Molecule: messenger RNA, 3352 nt
Organism: Exaiptasia diaphana
Lineage: Eukaryota; Metazoa; Cnidaria; Anthozoa; Actiniaria; Aiptasiidae
Product: sortilin
Biological process (GO): endocytosis; vesicle organization; Golgi to endosome transport
Cellular component (GO): Golgi apparatus; membrane
Molecular function (GO): protein binding
Source: RefSeq, a predicted model, not a curated record